CGCCCUGACCUUUCACCCCUGCGGGGUCAGAGGGCGCCACGUGACAGACAGCACGGCCGUCGGGACUCGGAACGGGAGAGAGUGUGAAGAAACAACUUUAGUGUUAGUGUGCUGCAAAAGUGCAUGAUUUUUUGAAUGGAUAGUUAAUCCAGCAAAUUCUGACCAAGAGCCGCCGUCAAUGCGCAGGGGCAGAAACUAGGACCGGGAUGCCCGGUUUGGACGCAUGCGCAAUGUCGCCGGUUAUUGUUGGAGCCGUAGGAAGGCCAGGAAAGGACAGACUGGAUAGAUAAGAUAUUGGUGAGUGUGGGGUCUGGACACUGCACUAAUUUCUUCCUGAGGCACAAUUCCAUCUGUAUCGGAAGCCCCCCUGUACCUUGUGCAAGUGUUGACUACUUAGGAUAGUAAAACAGCAGAAGAAACAGUAGGAGCAAGAAAGAUUGAAUUAUGGCCAUCUUUGAUACCCCAAAAGAAGCUUUUGGUGCCUUGCGCCCAAUUUGCAUUCAGAUAACAAAGGAGCAGACGGUCAAUAAUAUACAGUGCCUUCAAUCUCAACUUCAGAAGGUUGGAGAUGCUGCUUUACAGGAAUUACAGGAGUAUGUCUUGUUUCCACUCAGAUUUUCAUUGAAGACACCUGGUCUGAAACAAGAAAGAUUUGUCCAGAGUGUAGUGGAGUGCAUUCAUUUUAUUAUUUCCAGAACAUGUGUGCGGAAUCAGCAACAACUGUGUGACCUCUUUUCUGAACUUUCCCUUUGCUUGUCCUCCCCGAGCAACCAUGGAAAGCUGGCCAUUAUCUCAGAGGAACUUAAAAUGGCUGUUGUCCAAGGACUCAUUGCCCUGCUUCAUUCAGCAUAUGGUGACAUUGUGCUAAGCCUGUACCAGCCAGACAUGCUUCCUUCUCAAGGGUUUGUUAUCUCACUGCUUCUAGACAUAGCUGAACAUGAAAAAUCAAGACAGCUCCAAGUUCUUGCCCUGAAGUGUUUGCUGGUCCUGAUUUUACAGUGUGAUUGCCCAGAUACGCACUGUUCUUUUGACAACAACGGCCUCCUUCAAGUUGGAAAUUCAUUUGCCUCAUUUUUGCCUGGGAUCACUUUAGGAAUGACACGCAUUAUCUCUGGAGAUGUUAAACAGGGUCACUUAGUUACAACCAAUGCCAUCAAGGUUUGGUACAAGGUGGUGGGCUUAGUCAUGGCCAAUGACCAAGUGUCCAAAAACCAUCAUGACAACAAAAUGCUCUUUGCAGAGGAGAGUAAGCUUGCUGAGCUUGUAAUCUGCAGAAAACCAGAAUGGGUGAACAACACUGCAAGCAAGUUGGAUAUACUGUUACAGAAACUCUGCAGCUGUGCUGCUGGUAACUCACAUUGGAAAGUAAGGUUGGAAUUGGUUGAACUAGUUUACGAUUUGCUAUCUUACUGUAACAAAUCACUGAAACAAUCCAUUGGCCAUUUGCUGGAAGUUCUAGUAGGGCUUGUGGGUGAUGAGAGACCCGAGGUGCAAACCAGAUGUAGUCAAGUUUUGAAAAACAUCUCUGAGUUGUGUGUGAUGUGUGAGAACAAAGAUUUCACGGAUGUGCUCUCAGAAAACUUGCACACACUCACAACUGCUCUUCCAAGACUCAUGAGAACACUGGAUGACCAGAGUAAAUUGAAAUCCUUGGGCUUGCUGCUUGGCUACUUAAAAUUAUUAGGACGUAAAGUCAGUGUUGUUUUAAAUUCAACUGUUCACCUUGGGCGUCUUUCAAAAGCGUUGAUGCAAAUCCUAGAGCUGGAUGUCACAGAUGUGAGAAUUGUGGAAGAACGGCAUUUGAAUUCUGAAACCAAGGAUCUGCAACACCUAACACAUCCUUCAUCUGGCUGGGAUCACUUAAAAACAUGGAUGAAGCCCGCUGCACAGAGAAAAUAUUUCAAGUAUUUUAUGGAAGAAUGUAUAUUUGUAUUACUCCAGCAGAUUUGCAGAGUUUUAGGUUACUAUGGCAAUCUCUACCUGCUCGUGGAUCAUUUCAUGGAUUUCUACCAACAGUCAGUAGUGUACAGGAAACAGGCUGCGAUAGUGAUUAAUGAACUGUUGCUAGGGGCUGCAGGGUUAGAUGUGGAUGUUCUGCAUGAAAGAGAAACUCUGGUUAGCACAGAUGACCUCAAGGCAACAGUGACUUCCAUUAUCGAGGAGUACACAAGCAUGGCUAACUGGCAUUUGGUAACAAGUAUUGAGUCAGAAUAUGAGACUGGCCUCAAUAUAAACCAGCCAAAAUUUCUGGAUUUUACUAGGGGAUCGCAUAGUAGCUACCUGUACUCAAGUCAAAGUCUAACUGUUCACACGAUGAAUAGUAAUAUCUGGCAAAUCUGCAUCCAGCUUGAAGGAAUUGGUUAUUUUGCUCAUGUGCUAAAUAAGGAAUUCCGCUUGCUUUUAAUGGUAUCUCUUUACCCAGUGAUAGAAAAAGUUGGAGCUGAGACUCUGCUUGUUAGUCAAAUGGCCACAAGGACAUUAGUAGAUCUUUGCCAAGCCUGUGGUUAUGAUUCACUUCAGGAAUUGAUAAAUCAGAACUCUGACUAUCUAGUGAACACAAUUUCCCUCAACUUGAGAAGCUUAACUCAACACCCUCACACACCGCGUGUUAUUAGUGUCAUGUUCAGCUAUUCCGAUGCCAGCCUCCUGCCUUUAGUUGAUGAUGUGGUUCAGGAUAUACUGCUGUCUCUUGAUCAUUACUACAAUGAAAAAGCUCAGCAAAUUUUCACUGUCCUCCAUUCACUGAUGUCAGCUUUAGCUCACUGGUUUCCACCUAAGGAUCCAGUUCAGAAAAAAGAAAAACCUCAAGAUAAAGCCUGCAGGUCUGGUGUCACAGCAGAUGAGAUCCAGUGUUUUUUCAAGGAAUAUCAGAAGCAGAAACACCUGGCUGAAGGGGAUAUUAAAGAUAUCGAUCUGGACAAAACAGAAGAUGACAUCCCUGAUCAAAUGGAACCCUACAUCAGCUCCGACCACCCCAAUGUGAAAAAGGAGCUGCCUGCUCAUAUCCAAAUUGCCAAAGAUGUGAUGGAGCGAUGUAUUCACCUCCUGUCAGACAAAAGCGUUAAAUUGCGGCUAAAGGUGUUGGAUGUUUUGGAAUUAUGUGUGGUUGUUCUUCAGUGUAAUGUGAAUGAGCUGCUUCCAAUGGUACACCGGUUGUGGAGUCCUCUUGUGCAGAGAUUGACAAGUGAUGAUCCCCUUGUGAUCCUCAGGGCAUUCAAGGUGCUGUGUAAGUUGGCAGACGGAUCUGGUGAUUUCCUGAGGAGCAGAGUUUCUAAAGACAUUUUGCCAAAGGUGACCAGAUCUUUAGUAAGCCAAGCCCCAGUCAGUACAAAGGCUGGGCCCAUUUACAGCCACACACUCUCUUACAAACUACAGUUGGCUGAACUUCAGGGUCUUGGAAAACUCUGUGAAAAACUGGACCUUGGUGAGACUGACCUGGAUAUGGUGGCAAGCACCUGCUUACCAUACCUGAGCAGUAGGCAGCCUCUGAAACUCCAGGAUGCAGCUUGCAGUGUUUUUUACCAUCUAAAUGAAGUUGAUCCUGAUGCCACCUGGCUCAUUUUGAAUGAAGUUUAUUGUCCAAAUGUCUACAAUCCACCACACUCCAGCCUCCCAGCAAUACAAUUGACUGGAAUGGGAAAGCAAAGGAAUGAAUUCACUGAUAAUGUUCUUCGACUUCUGCAAGAGUUUGAAUGAGUCAGGAAUUUGUGGUACUUGGCAGUACUAUGCAAUACCUAAAACUCCUCAUAUGUAGACUGCCAACAUCAGUGUUGGUGCAGGGAAUGUGUAAGCUGAGGGAAAGCAUUCGGCUGAAGGGAUGUAAAAUCCUUUUUGGUGUACCUUAUACCAGUUUCUGUGGCUUGUUACACAGCAGCAUUGUCAAAGGUCGGGACAUUUACCUUUUGACCACAGGUAGUGCAUGACGGAGGCCAAAAACAUAUAGAUGAUAGAAGUAUCAUAAGGGGGUGUCUUAGACAUUAGAACGAAUGCCACAAACAUCUUGUAUGGAUUGGUUUCAACAACUAGUAGCUGGGCCUGUAACAUGUUAUGACUUCUUUCCUUGCUGCCUCCAAUCUUUCCUCUAUUAAGCUGUCCAACUGUGACUGGCUGAGAGGAUAGUGGGGCAGUCACACAGCAACCAUGUUAUUGGCUAGCAAGUGUGGUGAGAUUCCCAGAUUGUUCUAACCGUUUCUGUCUCUUUGUGUUAUUUUGCAUUCAGAACCUACAAGGGUCUUUUGUUCAUCAGCCUUGAAUAGAUUUAAGUUUUACAACAGCUGCACCAAUUUUAGGGUGAUUACUUAACAGUGUUGUCUAAGGGGCUACUAAAUAUAAUCGGCUCUGUACUUCUGGUGUUACAGCCGAUCAAUAUUUGUUACACCUGAGAAACCUUAGUAAUAAAUCCAAAGGAUUUUCAACUUGCUAAUGAAAAUCUAAUAGUUUGAUAUUUAUGGGCUGAUAACUAGUUUCUAGAAUGUUCAUCUUCAAAAUUCUGAGGAGGAAGUAUUUGGUACCUGAGAAAUGUAGCAGGUCAAGUUUUGAAUUAUGAGUGAUCAUGGGUUAAGUUUUAUAGACAGCCUCACUUAUGUUACAAGUUUCAGGUCCUCCUUGUCGCAGGUACAGCAGUGCUGCUCACUCCGGUAAGAGCUCAGAGCGUCUUAAACUAUGCACAUAAUGCCUGUUGGCUAAUUGCACAACAGUGUAACCCAGCAAUGUAACAGCAGCUCCCCCUUCUGAUUAGAACGAGCUAUUUUUUCUUUAUUACCUGUACUUAUAUAUUUUUUGAAAUACUGAUGAGACAAAACCAGAUACAAAUCAUUAAGCUGCUGUCAUCACACAGGCAGCAAGUUAGGAUAACAGUAAAUGCAAAUUCUGCUUACUUUGCUGAGUCCCACUUCUUUCCUAGAGAAAUGGGGAGGGAUUAUAUAGCAAACCAUACUUCUGCACUGUCUUUGCAGGAUAACAUUUUUUUUUCUCAUUGCUUUUCUUUUUAUAAAACUUUUAACUGCAAAAACUGACAUCUUCCAACUUGGCUUUCAACUCCAAGCCUCCAGACCUACACAUCUCUGUCUUUUACUGCCCCCACCACCCUCAAAAAAUAUGAAAGGUGCUAUAUAAAUGCAAGUCUUUUUCUUCUUUCCAUUCCCCCUUCAUCCACUACCUGAGCCUUUAGCAGUAUAAGAGAAUGAAGAGCAUGUCCACUUGUGAAUGCCAGCAUAACUUCCAAUAUAUUAAACUUUUUACUGGAUUUGGACAAAAGCUGACGCCUUUUUCAUGUGAUCUGCUAGAUAUUAUUCCAACGCCUGCUCAUAAAUGUGUAAUUGGCCACCUUUUGGAUCAUUUUAAAAUGCUUCAAUUAAAUUCUGACUGAACUGUA
Molecule: messenger RNA, 5374 nt
Organism: Carcharodon carcharias (great white shark)
Lineage: Eukaryota; Metazoa; Chordata; Chondrichthyes; Lamniformes; Lamnidae
Gene: tti1
Product: TELO2 interacting protein 1
Exons: 9
Coding region: 445-3696 (1083 amino acids)
Biological process (GO): chromatin remodeling
Cellular component (GO): cytoplasm
Source: RefSeq, a predicted model, not a curated record